UGCAUUUGAGACCCGGCCCCGAGAUAUGGGAGGAUACUCUCGGUAAAGUCGACAUCUUUGUAAUGGGAAUAGGGAGUGGUGGUACCGUUUCUGGCGUCGGACAGUACCUCAAAUCUCAAAAUCCUAAUGUAAAGAUAUACGGAGUGGAGCCUGCUGAAAGUAAUACACUGAAUGGUGGCAAACCAGGUCCUCGUCAUAUUACUGGCAACGGAGUCGGGUUCAAGCCAGAUAUAUUGGACAUGGAUGUAAUGGAAAAAGUUCUCGAGGUCAGCAGUGAAGAUGCAGUCAAUAUGGCAAGGGAAUUGGCACUGAAAGAGGGACUUAUGGUCGGAAUAUCAUCCGGGUCCAACACUGUUGCAGCACUCAGACUUGCAAGAAUUUGAGAGUAGC
Molecule: messenger RNA, 390 nt
Organism: Hibiscus syriacus
Lineage: Eukaryota; Viridiplantae; Streptophyta; Magnoliopsida; Malvales; Malvaceae
Product: bifunctional L-3-cyanoalanine synthase/cysteine synthase C1, mitochondrial-like
Exons: 5
Coding region: 63-383 (106 amino acids)
Cellular component (GO): cytoplasm
Molecular function (GO): cysteine synthase activity
Source: RefSeq, a predicted model, not a curated record